GAAAGAUACAGGCAAUAUUAGGCAGUAUCUAGCAACAACAUGCUUGAUAAAGACGGAAUUCCACUUCUGGCAACACAGGAUCCCACCCUUUUGGACGGCGGAGAUUUACCAAAAGAGAAAAUCGUUUAUACACCGGAACAGUUGUUAACAUUUGAAGACAAAGGAACUAUUCCGGAAGGAUGUGAGCUACCCGACCGAUCAUUUUAUCGUUUUGAUGCCACAGUAUUGAUGAAGAUAAACAGCUACCUACAAAACGUGAACUGCAGCUCUUAUGGUUCGAAGAAGAAUGGUAAAAGAAAUGGUCAUCGUACAAAGGAUGCUCACCAUCUGUACAGCAGCAGUAAUAGUGGACACUCUCAUGGCUACCGUGCCGAGGAAGAAGAUAACGAUGAGCCAGAGUGGAUGGCGGAAACAGAUUUUAAAGUCGAUAGGGAUUUUCAACUGUACAUGAAAGCUGGAUCUCAUACAGCGGAUGAUUUUGAGAGGGAGAAGAAACUGUUUCGCUCAAAGAACAGUGUUGUCGACGCUGAAAGUGCAAAGGCAGUAAAUACAAGUGAGAGCUCCAGUUGUAAUACAAGCGAUGACUCCACCGCUGCUGGGGGAGAUAGCAAUGAGACUAACGACGAAAAGUUAAAAAGAGAACUGCUAAAACAGCUAGAAGAACCUGAGAUCUUAGGCCCCACAGAACAAGAAUAUUAUCAGUUGCUUGCAGAAAAGGAGAAACAGAAAGAAGAGGAAGCUAAAGCUAAAGCUCAAAAGCCAAAUGUCAGUUCUGGCGAUUUCCAAUUUGGAUUGGAAAUGGAUUCGAAAACUCAAGUGGAUAACUUUUUUACCUCUUUACUAAACAAAAAUACAGAGAAUGCGGCGCAGCGGGGCUCCAGUGAAGACAGCACCGAAGCCACCAUUCAAGACACUCGUAACUCUAGAAACACUGCCCCUUCUACAAUAGCACCUGGACGUACUCCUCUUCAACGGACUGGUUCACAAAUUUUGCCUCCUGGGCUGGACACUACAAGUAAGCUAGGACAGAUACAAUCGCAAGCUUCACCUAUGAAAGAAACGCGUGGUCAAGAGAAUGGGCGGAAUCAAGGACUCUCGCCGAGUCAGCCUAUGCCUAUUCCUGGUAUGUUCCCUCCUGGAAUGUUACCGCAUAAUCAGUUCAAUCAACUCAACCACAACAGUUACUAUGGUGGAAAUCAACAAUCCCCCUCUGACAUGCAGGUCCAACAAAUGAAACAAGCUCAAAUGAUCCAGCAUAUGCAACAGGUGCAGCAUAUGCAAAGAUUACAGCAGCUGCAACAAAUGCAACAACAGCCAAGAUCCAAUUUCCAUAGUAUGGGUCCAAACAUGCCUCCAAAUAUGCCUUUAAACAUGCCUUUAAACAUGCCUCAAAAUAUGCCUUCAAACAUGCAUCCAAACAUGCAUCCAAACAUGCCUCCAAACAUGCCUCCAAACAUGCCACAAAACAUGCCUCCAAACAUGCCACAGAACAUUUCUCAGAACAUGCCUCAAAAUUUACCUCCGAAUAUGGCAAACAUGUCAAACUUAUCAAGUAUGCUACCUGAUGGGCCAAAUGGUAAUUCAAAUUUUUCUAACAUUCCUGGAAGCGGAAUUCCGAAUAUGCAACAGAGGCCUUAUCUUGUCCACAGAAGUUUGCCACCUGGAAAGUUAGAUCAACUUCCACCUCACAUUGUUCAGCAACUAAUAAAUUCGCAGCAACACUCGCCACAACCUCCACAGGGAAUGCAGCAUCCAUUGGCAACCUUGGGUAAUAUAAAGAUGAACCAUAACAUGAAUAUGAACAUCAGAAACCAGCAAUUGCCCCAAUCCCCACAAGAGAACAGGCAAGGUUCAUUACAGGGUUCCAAUCAACCAACAUUACGACAAUUACCUCAUAACAAUAGCGGAAAUAGCAUUGCACCACAAAUGCCAACACAAAUGCAUCAGCAAACUACACCGCAAAUGGAACAACAUAUUCCUCCUCAAAUGAUGCCAGCAAAUCUUCCGCCACCCGAUCAACUACCUUCUCCCUUCAAGGAAAAGUUUUAUCAGAUUCAGCAGAUACUUCUGCAGUGCCAGCAAAAUGGACAACCACCUCCACCAGCGUUGCUUCAUGAUAUGAUGGAGUUCCAUACGCUAUUGGAGAAGAACUUUUCACGUAGUGCUACUGGCUCUACUAAUUCAGAGGGCCAUACUAUUUCCAAGUGAUUUAGUUUCCUGGCAAAUUGUAUAGUUUGAUCAAUGUUGUUGAUCUUUUGUACACUCAACUGAAUAAACACUUUUUCCAGUAA
Messenger RNA from Pichia membranifaciens NRRL Y-2026, 2291 nucleotides. RefSeq lists its product as hypothetical. The transcript has a single exon. NCBI's taxonomy places the organism in Eukaryota, Fungi, Ascomycota, Pichiomycetes, Pichiales, Pichiaceae. Bases 40 to 2208 code for a protein of 722 amino acids. The record is from RefSeq and is a predicted model, not a curated record.